UCCAGGGUAAACUUGUCCCGGUGCGGUGGCCUAGUGAGGGUGGCAGCAUGCACCUGUGGGAGUGCUGUUGGUGCACAGGAAACGGGAAACCUCCAGGUUGAGGUUUGAGCCUCGGUGAGAUGAGACAAGAUACUGUGUUUCCUGGAAGAGCCACUCCCUUUUGAGUUUCAGGCCCAGAGAGUCACUGCUAAUCGCUGCCUUCCGGCUAGGAUCCUGCUCCCCUGCCCGGCUCUACCGGAGAGGGCCUCUGCAGCCAGGCCAUGGGGCUGUUCCUCACUCUGUGGGGCUGGGUGCUCACAGGUGCUGCCCUGAGUACAGGUGCCACUGCAAGCUUCGUGGAGCAAACACCCAGGUGGGUCCUGGUACGUCACGGACAGCCUGGAACCCUGCACUGCAUCCUGCGGGAUUCCCAGUACCCCUGGAUGAGCUGGUAUCAACAGGAUCGCCAGGGGCAACUGCAGGUGCUGGCCACUCUGCAGAGUCCCGGAGAUGAGGAGGUCGCAUCCCUCCCGGGAGCAGAUUACCGGGUCAAGAGGGUCAACAGUUCCCAGCUGAGGCUGCAUGUGGCCAACGUGACCCAGGGCAGAAUGCUGUAUUGCGCCUGCAGCAAAGACACAGUGAGAAAACCACCACAACGAAUGAAUAAAAACCAUCCUGUUCCCAGCUACAGACCCGCCCUCUGCCUCCUCUGCCCUGACAGCCCUCCCAAGCCAGCCCCCUCCCGCCCCGGGUCCUCCCGCCCGGCCACUUCACUACAAGUGUGGCCCUUCCUGAACACUGAGCAGCACAGCCAUUUAACCUCAGGCUCCGGAGGGCUGGGUGCAGACCUUGUUUCUGCCUAUUGUGAGCUUUGGGGAAGAUUUAAUCUCCCUGAAACUUUAAGUUUUUGUGUCUGUGAAGCACAAACAGUAGCUCUACCCAGCUGAGGCUUGCUGCCAGGAUUAAACAGCAGGAUUCAGGUGAAGCCUCCAGUAUACUACAGAGGCACAGAGGCUGCACUUAAUGAGCAUCAGCUGUUUACUCGGCAGUCUGCACGCAUAACACAGCAUAUUGCAUUUCAAUGCCUGUGUCAAUACCCAGAGGGGUGCUGGAAAGCAACCUGGAGAAAUUCUGGGGGCCCAAAAAGUGGUAGAAUGAAUACCUCAAUGUGUGGCUGCCUACUCACACCGCUCCCCGGAAUACACAGACACCCACAUUUCCAAGUAGACCUCCAUUCUCAACACCCACCAUCCCCUAGGCUGCUCAACCCAGUCUCAAGUUGUCUUUUUAAAAGGAAGAUGCUCAGAGAGGGCCUGUCCUAGAAAGGACCAGGGUCUGCAAUCCAUAGAGG
Messenger RNA from Manis pentadactyla (Chinese pangolin), 1330 nucleotides. RefSeq lists its product as uncharacterized. The transcript is spliced from 2 exons. NCBI's taxonomy places the organism in Eukaryota, Metazoa, Chordata, Mammalia, Pholidota, Manidae. The record is from RefSeq and is a predicted model, not a curated record. The coding region runs from base 261 to 926 and encodes 221 amino acids. Gene Ontology annotation, molecular function: peptide antigen binding.